CAGCCAUCGAUCUGCCGCAGGCCAGAUAGUUUUCUCUCUCCUGCUUCUGCUGCUGUGUCAAAAAUUUUCUCGUCACCCAGGAGGUAGGAAGUUGCUGCUGCGGAUCAAAGUGCUGUAUUCGUGGUGAGAAAAGAACCGAAGUGAAAAAAUCGAAUACCGUUUCUGGCUUUCCGGAACGGAAGUGUAAAACGCAGGAAAAGUACGUGGCUUUUGAGUCCGCCUUUGGUCCAGUAGAACCUAUCCCGAUAGUUUACUUCCGUGUCGGUGAAUUGUGCAAGAAAGUCCAGUCAUGGAUGAGGAAUAUGACGCCAUUGUGCUAGGUACGGGGCUGAAGGAGUGCAUUCUCAGCGGAAUGUUGUCGGUGUCGGGCAAAAAAGUGCUGCAUAUCGACCGCAAUAAGUACUACGGGGGCGAGUCUGCCUCGAUUACGCCCCUAGAGGAUUUGUUUUCCCGGUUCGGUGUGGAGCUGCCCGAGGGAAAGUAUGGACGCGGCCGCGAUUGGAACGUCGAUCUCAUCCCGAAGUUCUUGAUGGCCCACGGGUUGCUCGUAAAACUGCUCAUCCACACGGGCGUGACCCGUUAUCUGGAGUUCAAGUCGGUGGAGGGCAGCUACGUUUACAAGGGUGGCAAGAUUUCCAAAGUUCCCGUCGACCAGAAGGAGGCCCUCGCAUCGGAUUUGAUGGGCAUGUUCGAAAAGCGUCGCUUCCGCAACUUCCUCAUUUACGUACAAGACUUCAUUCAGGCGGACCCGAAGACGUGGAAGGAUUUCGACCCAACGAACAAAAGCAUGCAGGAGCUGUACGACAAGUUUGGACUAGACAAAAAUACUCAAGAUUUCACUGGCCACGCGUUGGCCUUGUAUCGCGACGACGAUUACCUCGCCGAACCGGCUGUUAAGACGAUCAACCGCAUCAAACUGUACUCGGAUUCGCUGGCCCGUUACGGCAAAUCGCCGUAUCUGUACCCUAUGUAUGGAUUGGGUGAGCUGCCGCAGGGUUUUGCCCGUUUGUCUGCCAUCUAUGGUGGCACGUACAUGUUGGACAAGCCGAUUGAUGAAAUUGUAUACGAUGGUAGCGGAAAGGCGGUCGGAGUGCGUUCUGGCACAGAAGUGGCCAAAUGUAAACAGGUUUAUUGUGAUCCUACAUACGUACCGGAUAAGGUACGCAUCAAGGGAAAGGUGGUCCGAUGCAUCUGUCUACUGGAUCAUCCAAUCAAUAACACGAAGGAUGCCCUUUCUACGCAAAUUAUCAUUCCGCAGAAGCAGGUUGGUCGUCGAUCGGACAUUUACGUGUCGCUGAUUAGCUCUACGCAUCAGGUUUCAGCCAAGGGCUGGUUCAUCGGAAUGGUUUCAACCACGGUGGAAUCUGACAAUCCAGAGGCUGAGAUUCGACCGGGUCUGGAACUGCUCGCUCCGAUUGCACAAAAGUUCGUGUCUGUUUCCGAUUACUAUGAACCAACGGACAACGGACUGCAGUCCCAGGUAUUCAUUUCGGAAUCUUAUGACGCCACUACGCACUUCGAGACAACCUGUCUGGAUGUGUUGGAUAUAUUCAAGCGUGGCACCGGAGAGGACUUUGAUUUUUCCAAGAUCAAACAGGAGCUAGGUGAAGAGGAACAGUAAAACCAAAAGGUACAAUGAAGAAAGAAAAAAAACAUGUACCCCUCUUCCUUGAACGAGAAACACAAUUAAAGGGAGAAAACAACUUCUCCGAAUAAAAGAUUAUUAAUUACGAUUAAUAUAUGGAAAUAUCUGCAUCUGAUACAUUAUUAAUAUUUACUGCUAUUUUUAGUAUGAGUAUCAAGAAUAUUACUUCGAACAUGUACAUGUAUAACAGACAAAACCCAGCUAUAGUAACGUACUUCCUGGUGAGACUGUAAAAGAACAAAAAUACCACCACUGGAACUUGUGAGUUUUUGAAAGGGCAGAACUAAGCAAACAAACGAACAUCGAAGCAUCUCCUGGGAAACAGCGGAGGGAAACCAAGCUAAACUAAACUAAUUACAAUUAUUAUCAGAGAUGGGUACAAUUGUUCACUAUCAUUCACAUAUUAACGCCAAUGGUCUGCGGGCACGGGAUUUGCUGUUUUAUUUUGUUCUGUUUGAUUUGCUAUUGCAUGAAAAUUGUUUCUGUCAGGUUCAUGUUUUUCGCGAAACAUUCACACUUAACACGCUGUCAGUAGAAUUUCGAUAGGAAACAGUUUUGCUUGACAAAAAAAAAGCUGCAAGAGAAUCGGUAAAAGGCUCGAUUAUACUGUGCAGAGAAAAUAGAAUAAUCAAAUUUAUCCGCGCAUGUUCACUGAAAAAUGAUAAAACAUAUUAGUAAGACUUUAUUGUUAAGAAGAAAAAAAUGAAACGCAUGGUGAAAAAUGGAAAAUAUAUCUGGCAAUGUUUAUUGGCUUUUUUAUGAAUUAACUUGUUUUUGGCUUUUGUUUCAACUGCUUGAUUAUAUUAUCGACAAUUAUUGUAUGUUUGCGCAAAUCAUCAAAUAAAACUGAUUGUUUAGUAACAAUGAUAUAGAACAAAAACAUAUUGCGAAGAACGCGAAAGAAUAACCUUAGACAACAUACGAUUUGACAGGGUCUCUGCUGGUUAGGUAAAAGCUUACAUGCCAGACAAAGACUAUAUAAAACAAAAAAAAACAUUCCUUGUCGGGAAAUAAAAGUAGUAGAAAACACGCUGAGAGUCAUAAGAAUAGAACAAUGGAGCAUUUAAAUUGUUUCGUGCUAAAGAUCACCAAAGUCAUCACAAAAUGCCGUACCUUUCGCAUCUAGAUGCAAUGCGAAUUCAAUUUCUAUUUAUCUCCUGUUAUUUCAAAACCCUUUAUUAAGUCUACGGUGAAACAUAAUGCCCUUUAAGACCAUUGAUUUGCAUAAUAGUUCCGUUUCUUUAGUUUCCUCUUGUGCAUGAGAUGAUCAUUUAUAUUUGCAGGCUGUAAUGUGCAAACUGAGUAAUGUCCCCAAUUUGGAAGGUCAAAUAAAAGAAUUUUCAUCACUAAAUGGGAAAA
Topomyia yanbarensis is the source of this 3004-nucleotide messenger RNA. RefSeq names its product rab GDP dissociation inhibitor alpha-like. Lineage: Eukaryota; Metazoa; Arthropoda; Insecta; Diptera; Culicidae. Gene Ontology annotation, cellular component: cytoplasm. Bases 290 to 1621 code for a protein of 443 amino acids. The transcript has 3 exons. Gene Ontology annotation, molecular function: Rab GDP-dissociation inhibitor activity. The record is from RefSeq and is a predicted model, not a curated record. Gene Ontology annotation, biological process: vesicle-mediated transport; small GTPase-mediated signal transduction; protein transport.